AUGCUUAUCAUCAUAACUCAGUUCAGAAUCAGAACUGCUCACGCUCAGGCGGGCCUCAAAGGAAGGGACCUCUGUCAAGGGGAGGCCCACGCCCCAGACUCCGACAGUAGGCCUGGAGGAUCGGGAGAGGCCUCCCCAGGAAGGGAGAAGCAGACAGAACCUCAGAGAAAGAAGGCGGUCCGCCACAGAUCAGCCAGCCAGUAUGAGAAGAAGAUCGAGAGCUUGCUGACUGAAGUGGUCUCUCUGAGGAGCCAGGUGGAGCUGCAGAAGGAGGAGGAGCUGGAGCGCCAGGGGGAGGAGCUGAGCGUCUCCCAGAAGGUCCUCGCGGAGCAGGGGGAGGAGCUUCGUGAGGUCACCGAGGAGAAGUCCCGCCUCCGCAGACAGAACCAGGACCAGGACCGGGACCGGGACCAGGACCGGGACCGGGACCGGGACCGGGACCGGGAGCAGCAGGACGGCGCUGCUCUGCUCAGGAAGCUGCUGGAGGCCGAGCAGGUCUCCGCCCUGAGGGGGUCUGUGGGCAGCAGGAGGUCUGGUUCUGACUCUUCGGUCCUGGCCCGGCAGAAGGAGAUGCUGCUCCAGAAGCUGGAGACCAGAAGGUUCUACAGCAUCCACAUGUUUACUUGUUGGCAGAGGGCGUGGAGCCGGGCCUCGGGCCAGAGGGCGGUUCUGCUCCAGAGGCUGGCCCACACGGAGACACACAGCGCUCACCUCCUGCUGCAGCUUGAGGAGCAGCAGCAGGAGCUGGACCUCCGCUCCAGAGGCCUGGAGGCUGAACAGGUUCUGAUGCAGUCCUGUGAGUCCGGCCCGGUCCCUCUGGGCCUGGGGGGUAACCGCUCCACCCUCUGCCUGCAGGACCCACAGCGCCGGCAGCCCACCUGGGCUCACCUCCAGGCCCGGCUGCGCAGCAGAGAGGCCCAGAACCAGCGGCUGGGGGGGCGAGUGAAGAACCUGCAGCGAGCCGCCCUCCAACAGCAGGUGGAGGUGGAGCACCUGAAGCAGCAGCUGGAGAGGAAGAGGAGGAGGGAGGCGCUGGAGAGGAAGAGGAGGGAGGAGACGAGGAGCCAGAGACACGGAGCUGAGAGCGGAGAGGACACGGAGCUGAGGACCAGGCUGCUGCACACGGAGCAGCAGGUGUCUGACGCUCUGGCGGCGGCGGAGACGUGGGAGGCGCUCCACGACGAGGAGGCGGAGCACAAGAGGAGGCUGGAGGCGGAGCUACGUCUGCUCAACAGCCGCGUAGCAGAGCUGACGGAGCAGCGGCAGAGCUCACGGGACGGAGGCCGAGCCCAGAGAGACGCUCUGCUGCAGGAGCUCCGGGGACGCACCUCCCAGAGAGAGGAGGCGCACCUGCAGCAGCAGAGCCUCCAGGUGAGCCUCCUGCACCUGUGGAGCGGUGGCUGGUGGUGUCGUGUGGUGUCAUGUGGUGUCAUGCUCCCUCAGGAGAAGCUGGCCCUGUGCCAGGUGGAGCUCCAGCAGGUCCGAGCCUCCACGCUGCAGAACGAGGUUCUGUUGGACCGCUACAGGCUGCAGGUUGGAGAGACCCGGGCCGAAGCCCAUGAGUACUGGGCUCGGCUGGCCCAGGCGGAGCAGGAGGGCCGGGCGGUGCGCAGGGAGGUGGAGCAGGAGGAGCAGGAGGAGGAGCAGGAGGAGGAGCGCCGCCAGCUGCUGGGCCGGCUGGAGGCCUUGGAGCUUCUUCCUGCUGCCCUCCGGCGCUCUGAGCUGCAGCUGCAGGAGGUCCAGGACCGGGAGCUCAGCAUGGAGGCCCGCAGCACGGAGCUCAGCACCAGCCUCCAGGACCUCUGCAUGAAGGUGGAGGCCCAGAGCAGCCAGGUGGAGGUCCUGAGGCAGAGGAACCAGGUUCUGCUGGAGGAGAACCGGCAGCUGCAGCAGCGAGUGGUCCGUCUGGACAGAACGCUGCGUGAGGCGGGCACUCAGAGCGCCGACCUGCUGGCGCUGCUCGCCAAGCGGGAAGACGCCGCCCACAACGCUCAGGGGCUCCUGGAGGAAAGAACCACAGAGUGUGGUCAGCUGGGCCGGAGGCUGGAGGAGGCCCUGGAGGACGCCCGCCUACAGGUGUCAGAGUCCAGAGGUCUUGCUGCCACCAGAGGGCGCUCCGCUCAGAACCAGGUGCUGGACCUGGAGGCUCAGCUCAGCAGGACCACCUCAGACCUCCGUCAGCUGAGGCGCAACAAGGCGGAGGUGGAGCGGCGGCACCAGAGCCGCCUGCAGGAUGUGAAGGACCGUCUGGACCAGUCCGACAGAACUAACCGGAGUCUGCAGAACUACGUCCAGUUCCUCAAAGCCUCCUACACCAACGUGUUUGGAGACCUGGACCCCUCCCCCCCUGAUGGUACCGGGGGUCUGGACCCCUCCCCCGGCCCCUGAUGGUACCUCUGGACCCCUCCCCCCUGAUGGUACCUCUGGACCCCUCCCCCCCUGAUGGUACCGGGGGUCUGGACCCCUCCCCCGGCCCCUGAUGGUACCUCUGGACCCCUCCCCCCCUAACGGUGGUCUGAGCCGGUUGGACAUUCACUCAGCCGUCACCAUGGUUACUGGGGUCAUGCCGUGUGGACCAGGUGGACUAAAGAUCUUCAGGAACAUGAAGGCCUGAAAUGAAGAAUGUAGAUGGGAGACCUGUAACAUGUGACAGGUAACAUGUGACAUGGUGGUGAGGAUCACGUGAUGCUGACAUGUUUACUCUGCAGUGUUAAUAAAUGAUACUCUAUGA
Molecule: messenger RNA, 2731 nt
Organism: Pseudoliparis swirei
Lineage: Eukaryota; Metazoa; Chordata; Actinopteri; Perciformes; Liparidae
Gene: odf2a
Product: outer dense fiber of sperm tails 2a
Exons: 15
Coding region: 1-2388 (795 amino acids)
Biological process (GO): regulation of cilium assembly
Cellular component (GO): centrosome
Source: RefSeq, a predicted model, not a curated record